This is a messenger RNA of Ilex paraguariensis (yerba mate), 628 nucleotides long. Lineage: Eukaryota; Viridiplantae; Streptophyta; Magnoliopsida; Aquifoliales; Aquifoliaceae. The record is from the annotation of a GenBank genome assembly.
UCUCUCUCCCCUCUCUCUCACUCGAGUCUUCAUGGCUAGCAUAUCUAGGCCUACCCGAACCACCGUGGCCCGAUCUGGCGGGAAAAUAGUGAGAAGACGACGCACUGCAGCCGCGAAAACCCCCUACGACCGCGCACCACCGCCCCCACCUCCCAAGGGCCCCAAUUGGCUCACCGGACUCGUAUUGCCGGCUACAAAAAUGAUUGCCAGUGGUGCCGGGAGGCUUCUCUCCUCCGUUUUCACUGCUGAUACUUCCUCCUCCUCUUCUUCGUCUUCGGAGGACGACUCCGCUUCUGAUGAUAGUGUUGAUGGUGGCAAUGAUUAUGACAUUCCUUCUCAAAGGAUUGAAAUCUUAAAUAAGGUACAUGAUAGUGUUGAUGGUGGCAAUGAUUAUGACAUUCCUUCUCAAAGGAUUGAAAUCUUAAAUAAGCAUCAUCUCUCUAUCUGCAAACAAUGGCAUCUUCGUGACCUACAUCUUCAUAUAACCCCACACAGCUCGAUUGUUGAAAGCCACAUUGGCGUUGUUGACAAAGAGAGUCCUACACAGAUUUGGCCAUAUUACUUUGACGGGAGAGAUAAGAGUUUGGCAGUACCGGCUGCAAAUAGAGGAAGUGCUAUGGUUAACUAG